Messenger RNA from Coccomyxa subellipsoidea C-169, 498 nucleotides. RefSeq lists its product as hypothetical. The coding region runs from base 1 to 498 and encodes 165 amino acids. The transcript has 4 exons. The record is from RefSeq and is a predicted model, not a curated record. Lineage: Eukaryota; Viridiplantae; Chlorophyta; Trebouxiophyceae; Coccomyxaceae.
AUGUCGGCCGUGCACAUGGGCAAGGAGUGGCAGACGCUGCAGUACGAGCGCAAGGACUGGGACAGAACGCACGCCUGCUCAGGGCGAGACACCAUCCUCCGGCAUGCUGAGCCAAACCAGAGCGUCCCACCCGCCUACACCACCCUCAAUCAACUCGCCUAUGGGGCGCCCAGCGCGCAGCACCCGCAGGUGCAGAAGCUGCUGUGGACGGGGCACAAGGAGAAUGAGCUGCGCAUGCCGGCGGCCGAGGGGCGCUGCGAUCUGGUGCGCGCCAAGAGGCAGGCGUGGGAGCACGACGUCGCUAACAGCCCCUGGCUCACCUCAUCCAGACUUGCCGCCGACGCCGCCGCGAUGGGCGGCGCCGGGGCGGCCUGCAAGCGGCAGGGGUGCAGGCCUGCCGCGGAAGGGGGCCAGCCAGCACAGAUAGGGCGCAAGGCGGUGGGAGAUUGUGCGCAGCUAUUUGACAAGACAUGGAUUCAGAUCGGACUGCGCAAAUAA